Paramecium sonneborni is the source of this 1386-nucleotide messenger RNA. The record is from the annotation of a GenBank genome assembly. Lineage: Eukaryota; Ciliophora; Oligohymenophorea; Peniculida; Parameciidae.
AAUUAUUCUAAAUUUUAAAUUAAGAUAUGAGAUAGUUCGCAAUCUCUUUGUUAAAAGUUUCGUAGAGACAAUUUGUACAAAUACCAAAAUUCAAUUUUUCAAGUAAUUAGUUUGAUAUAAGGUGAUUAGAAAAGGUAGUGAAUGUACCAACAAUGGGUGAUUCAAUAACAGAAGGAGAUGUAAAAGAAUUAUAAAAGAGUAAAUAAAUUAGAUUUGAUAUUUUUAGAGGUUGGAGAUUAUGUGAAUUAAGAUGAUGUGAUUGCAUUAAUAGAGACAGAUAAAGUAACAAUAGACAUAAGAUGUGCAGAUUCUGGUGUAAUUACUUAGAUGUUUGCAUCAGAUGGUGCAAAAGUAGAAGUUGGAAAACCAUUUUAUGAAAUUGAUACUUCAGCAGCAAAACCAGCUGGUAGUGUAGGAAGUUAAGAAACAAAGAAGGAAGAAAAGAAAGAAUAAAAAUAAUAAGAAGUGAAAUAAGAAUAAAAAUAAGAAACAUCUGCAGGUUAAAAGAGUAGUCCUGCUGCAUCAACAAAGCCUGCUGAAAAGAAAACAGUUGCUCCAAGUGUUACAAAUCCAACUUAGAGAACAGAAAGAAGAGUAUAUAUAGUUAUAUACCAAUUAUAGGAACCUAUGUCAAGAAUGAGAUAGCGUAUUGCAUAAAGAUUAAAAGAUGCUUAGAAUACUUAUGCAUUACUUACAACAUUUUAAGAAUGUGAUAUGAGUGCUGUUAUGGAAGCUAGAGAAACUAUGUAAAAAGAUUUCUAAAAAAAAUAUAAUGUUAAAUUGGGUUUUAACUCAUUUUUUGUUAAGGCUGCUGUAAAAUAAUUGUAAGAACAACCUAUUGUUAAUGCAGUUAUUGAUGGCAAUGAUAUUGUUUAUAGAAAUUAUAUAGAUAUUUCAAUGGCUGUAGCAACACCUACUGGUCUUAUGGUACCAGUACUUAGAAAUUGUGAACGACUCAGUUUUGCAGAUAUAGAGAAAGUAUAUUUAUCUCAUUAUUUUAGACUCUUAUUGAUCUAGCUGAAAAAGGAAGAUAAGGAAAAAUAUCAGCUGAUGAUAUGGUUGGUGGAACAUUUACUAUUUCAAAUGGUGGAGUUUUUGGAAGUUUAAUGGGAACACCUAUUAUCAAUGCUCCAUAAUCUGCUAUCUUAGGAAUGCAUGCCAUUAUUAAUAGACCUGUUGUUAGAAAUGAUUAAAUUGUAGCACGUCCAAUGAUGUAAAUAUUUUUAUUAGAUUAUACAGGUAUCUUGCAUUAACUUAUGAUCACAGAAUUCUUGAUGGAAAAGAUGCUGCUACUUUCCUUAAGAAAUUAGCUACUUCAAUUGAAGACCCAAGAAGAAUAUUAUUAGAUGUUUGAAUUAUCUAAUUUUAUACAAAUUAAAAUAGGUA